UGUGAGUCAGGAGACAUCCAAGCAUCGUUGUGCAGAAACUUUCUGGAAACUUUGGGAUUCGGAAUCAAGGCUUUUUGGACUUUGUCACUCAAACAGUUUUUCAACAGAGGGACUUUUUUUUCAUCUGUUUGCAACUGAACUCAAGAUGAGAAUCGUGCAGAUCCCAUUCGCACACCGCUUCUUGGCUGUGUAUCUUACGCUGUUUGGAUACUUUGGGGACGCUUACGCUGGCGCAGUCCUGAUGAACUCCAACGCAAUCAAAAACUUGCCAGGUGCUUCGGCUGGCAAAGGCACUGACACUGUCAGUCCGAGUCCGCGCACCUCACCCUCUGGCAGCAUGGGACACAAAUUACCCGUGGACACCUUACAGGUAAUUAGCUCUCCGUCAGGUGUUUGCUCCGAUGAUGAAGAUUGUGGGGGUGAUGAAUUCUGCAACGACGCCCGAAGUGUCUGCCUCCCCUGUCGUAAGAGCAGGAAGCGCUGCGUAAAGGACUCCAUGUGUUGUGCAGGAAACCGCUGCAGCAAUGGUGUUUGUCAGGCAAAUGACUUGUAUGACACAGAUGCAUUUCUCAGCACUGGCUGGCACAAACACAAUACCACCUUGGAGCAUCAAGCCAAAAGGCCCCCCACUGCCCCCGGUUAUCAGCCAAAUGCAGUCAAAGGCCAAGAGGGUGAUACAUGCCUGAGAUCGUCAGACUGCUCGGAGGGUCUGUGUUGUGCCAGACACUUUUGGUCUCGCAUCUGUAAGCCUGUGCUGACAGAGGGCCAGGUGUGCACGCGCCACCGCAGGAAAGGCACCCACGGCUUGGAGCUGUUCCAGCGCUGUGACUGUGGCGAGGGCCUGGCCUGCCGACCAGAGAAAGGAGAGCGAGAUCACAGUGUCAGCAGGACUGCAGCCCGGAACCUACAUACCUGUCAGAGACGCUGACACAACUACAUGGAUACACCUUCUGAGAUGGAAAUACGCACCCACACACAGGCACACAUCAAUAAACCAGUGACAGACACUGAAAAAUACUUCUCUGCCUUGAAUACACCAAAGAUGCUGACAGACACACACAGACACCCAACACCUAAGACAUUCUUUCCUGCCAAAGUUGCUGAUGCAAACGCAUCACCCUGAAGGAUAGACAUGAAUCCUGGAAAAGUGAUACACCCGGUGGGAUGCAAAACGAACUUGAUCCAAUUCUCCACCAACUGACGAUGAAUCGGAAGUUGGGAAGAGACAUUUAGAUGUAUUUGGAUAAUUGAUGUCAGUAGUGGCACAGCUAUCUUGUUUCACUUUUCAUGGAACUAUGUUAUUGCAGUAAAUUACUGCCCUGUAAACAAUAUCUUGCUGUACUUAUAUGCCCUAUUGAAUUAUGUCAACACCAGUAUUAUAAAGACAUGGUGCUGCAUGUUUUGUAAAUAUAUUGUAAAUAUUAUAUAUUGUUUUAUAAGAAAAUAUAUAGACAAAUAUGAAUAUUUGUUUAUUAAAUAU
Molecule: messenger RNA, 1480 nt
Organism: Melanotaenia boesemani (Boeseman's rainbowfish)
Lineage: Eukaryota; Metazoa; Chordata; Actinopteri; Atheriniformes; Melanotaeniidae
Product: dickkopf-related protein 1-like
Exons: 4
Coding region: 146-928 (260 amino acids)
Biological process (GO): negative regulation of canonical Wnt signaling pathway; multicellular organism development
Cellular component (GO): extracellular region
Molecular function (GO): co-receptor binding; receptor antagonist activity
Source: RefSeq, a predicted model, not a curated record